Molecule: messenger RNA, 2957 nt
Organism: Manihot esculenta (cassava)
Lineage: Eukaryota; Viridiplantae; Streptophyta; Magnoliopsida; Malpighiales; Euphorbiaceae
Product: basic leucine zipper 61
Exons: 4
Coding region: 1439-2416 (325 amino acids)
Biological process (GO): positive regulation of DNA-templated transcription
Cellular component (GO): nucleus
Molecular function (GO): DNA binding; DNA-binding transcription factor activity
Source: RefSeq, a predicted model, not a curated record
GAGUACUUUUAUAUACAUAAAUGUAUUAAUUUAACAUAUAUGUCCACUCUCCAUCACUAGUAAAAUCCAUCAUUUUAUUCCCAUAUAUCAUUUGCUCUUUGAUUAUUUAUUGACAUAAAAAAAAAAAAAAAGAAAAGUUGUUUGUUUGAGAGAGAGAGAGACAUUCACAUGCCCACCUCAAAUCACAAUUGAAAUUUCAUUGCAUUCUUAAAAUUUCAUUUUUUUAAAGAAAAAAAAAAUUAGUGGGCUGCCAUGGAUUUGUAUUAGUUAAAACAACAUAAAUUCCAGUUUGAUAGAAAAAGGAAGGUGGGAAGAAAGGUGUGUGGUAUCUAGAGAAAUUUAAAUGACAUAAUACCCUACAUGUGGGUGUGGUUUGGGGACAAAGCAAAGAAAGCUUACAAAUCAUUCACAUGGUCUGACAUGAUCUCCUUCCCCCUUUUCCUCAAUUUUCUUUUCACACCUUCCUUUCUUUAUGAUAAAUAUUUAAAUCUAAUAUACACAUAAUUAUAUUAUAAAAAAUAUUUAUUUACAUUUUAAAUUCAUGGUAAUUUACGUCUACGUACUAAAAUAUAGUUUAAUAAUAAGUGCAUUUAAAUAAAUUUGAGAGAUUUUAAAUUUUACUCUAUCAAUUCUCAUUUAAAAAAAAAUUCAUGAUAAAUCAAAUUUAGAAAAUAAUGGACUGAACCAACAUUAAAACUUCAUAAUCAAAAAAGGUUAUUUAUGCAUGGCCAUCAAAAUAUCCCAACUCCCACUCAGUUUUAACAGUUUCAACAAUAUUUCAACUAAGUACAUAGACAAUUAGACAUGAUCAUGAGAUAAAAGGAUGAUGACCCAUUUGACUUUAUGGAUCAAAGGGUUUACUAGAGUGGACUAAUAGAUCAAACGGACAGGAAAAAUGGGUGUAGGAAAGUGUAUGAGUUGGUAGCUACAUGGGAAUGUUCCUCAAAGAGAUUUAUUUAUUUAUUUUGAGAAUAUAAUAAGGUAGCCACCACUAAAGAGAAGGUCACUAGGGCACGUGGUGACUGAUUCCUCUAGUUAUUAAACUACUGGCGACUUUCCAGUAAUACCGUUGAGACCCAACCUUCUAACAGCUGUACAUAGCUGUCCAAUCCCUCCCCAUGUGACCCCACUCCCACAUUCUUACGAAGAUUAAGCUCCAAGAUUUAAUGGCUUCUAACAAAAUAAACUCUGCAUCACCUUCUUGUUCUUGUCUCAAUUGUACUGUUCUUCUUUCAUGCCCAACACAUUUUGUUGUAGGAGUUCUGAUUUGGGUUUCUGCAGUUUGCUUGUUUUCAUGCUCUUGCUUGCCAAUGGAAUAUAUAAGAAUCAAGCUUUAGUCUUUGUUCUCCUGUGGGGAUUCAAUUCAAUAGUUUUUUAGAAGCUUUGUUGAAGAAUUUUUGUGCCAUUUAGAGUGUUUGUAGAUUAUAUACUCUACUAAAUGGCACAAUUGCCUCCGAAAAUCCCAAACAUGCAGCCAACUUGGCCUGAUUUCUCCCACCAGAAGACCAUGCCACCUUCUAUUAAUAAAGCUGCUUCUCCCACCGCCGCCACCGGCCAAAACCCUUCGUGGGUUGACGAAUUCCUCGACUUCUCGUUGGCGAGACGUGGGACUCACAGGCGGUCAGUAAGUGACUCCAUUGCCUUCCUGGAGCCACCAUUGCUUGAAGAAUGUCGUGGCACGUCGGGUGCAGUAGUGGCACCUCAGCAUCAACACCGUCAUAGUGCUGGACAUAACAAUAGCAGCAGCUGCGACUUUGAUAAAUUUGACGAUGAACAAUUCAUGUCUAUGUUCAAUGAUGAUAUCUCCAAUGCGGUGGCCGCUCCAUCUUGCUCGAACCCAUCAACGCCAUCGGAUCAUAACAGUAUUAAUGAUGAGAAAGAUACAACCGCGCCGUCGUCCGAUCAAAAUACUAAACAGAACAAGAUAAGAAAUGAACCCGAUGAGGUGCAAAGCCAAUGCCAACAAGAGAAUCAAACUCCACCAAGCGCAACCGAUACCAAUUCUUCUGAUCGGAUUGUUGAUCCCAAGAGGGUCAAAAGAAUCUUGGCAAACAGGCAAUCUGCGCAGAGGUCAAGAGUGAGGAAGCUGCAAUAUAUUUCUGAGCUUGAACGAAGUGUAACCUCAUUGCAAGCUGAGGUCUCAGUGCUGUCACCAAGAGUUGCAUUUCUAGACCAUCAACGCUUGCUGCUUAAUGUUGAUAAUAGUGCUCUUAAGCAAAGAAUUGCUGCUUUAGCCCAAGACAAGAUCUUCAAAGAUGUGGAUUUUGAAACAAAUCCAGCUCAUCAAGAAGCACUGAAGAGAGAAAUAGAGAGACUGAGGCAAGUUUAUCACCAACAAAAUCUCAAGAAGAUGGAAAAUUCAGCAACUGAUCCCACUACUGCUCCUGAGAAAGAACAGCUUCUUCUGCAAGUUUAACUCAUUUUUACAGUGAGUUCUUUCAAGAAUGGUAAUUAAUAAACUCUCAUUAUUAUCAAGAAUCUGGUAGGAAAAAAAAAAAGGAUUCAUGCAGAAGAGAUUGGUGAUCUCUGUGUUCUCCUGUGCAUUCACGUGAUGUGUUCACAUCAGAUUGGGGACCACUCAACCUUGCAUAAUUGAUUGCAGGGAAGAUCAUGUGCAGCUGUGAUUAAAAAUUAAUUAAGAGAGAAAAGGAAAGAAAAUAAAAGAAAAGAAAAGAAAAUUGUCUGCUUUAACUGUUUAGGAGGAGAGGGUGUGGCUGCUGAUUCUUUAAUCUGAUUUAUAUUCUUUUUUUUUAUAAGUGAUGUUGGGAAGUGGUUGUCAGUCAUUAGCUGGGAAGUGUUUGAUGUCAGAUUGUUUAUGCUUUUUUUAGUGCUUGAUCUCUUUGUUGUAAUAAUUUAUUUUUCUUUUUUUAAAAUUAUUUCCCCAACCAAAAAAUGACAAAAAAGAAAGUGUAAAUAUCCAUUUCUAAUUGUAUAUAUAUGAAAAUUUUGGGUUACUA